UGUAGAAAGGCUAGACACCAGUAAAAAGGGCUGUGUAGGGCAGAAGCCAUGGGGAGGGUACAGUGGUGGACCCUACUCUGGAUAUUGAGAUACUGUCACACACUUUCAGCUGAGGUGUUGGUGCAGUACAAAUACUUCAUUUCUGGGGAUUAUCAGGAGGUCUCUCUACAAGCCCCUGCUGAGCCCAAAGGGAAAGAAUUCAUCUGGGAGUGGACAUCUCCUGAUGGACGAUACACAAACGCUCGUAUAAUAACUAUGCAGUCCAAUGAAAAGUUUUCAUGGAAUCUUAAAAGUGCGAACAUUUCAAAACAAGGAAAGUACGACCUUUCUCUGAAACCAGAGUUAGAAAAUGCAGGCGUUUUUACUUUCAUUCAAACUAAACCAGAGAAAGUUAAUUUGGUGCAGUUUGAAGUGUUUGCUGUAGAAGUGAAAUCAUUGCGCUCUCAAAAAGCACCUGAAGGAUCUGAUGUGACCAUGAGCUGUGAGGUAUCCCACCUUCCAGAUUCAGCUACACUGGCCUGGGAACGGGACAGAGAACCCACUGCUAACACAACGCUGAUCUACAACAACACUGCCCACAUCAUCAUCCACAGUGUUGACCAACACAGUGAGGGAACCUAUAACUGUACACUCCGACGGAACGGAACGCUUAUUUUCAGCGUUCCCAAUGAACUUAUCGUCCUCAAGGAAACACUUGAAACACGGCACACUCUGUACAGAGGGAGUUUGAACAGCAGUGAGGUGGUGCUAAUCUGCCAUUCUCUGAGCUCAUACACAAAAGCUUCCUGGUCUUGGUUGCCAGUGUCUGAGACACAAGCAAUCUCUGUGGUCAAUGCUGGUAAACACGAGAAUGUUUCAAUUUCCAUGGAGAUGGAUAAAGAGAGAUUCUCAUCUGAUGUCUUUGAUGGGUACAAGUUUCCUCUGAGAAUCUCACCAGUGAAGUUUGGAGACAGUGGAAUGUACACCUGUUAUUAUAACAGACACGUGCCGGGUGCAGUAACUCUGGUAACUAUUCAGGUCUCAGCAGAGCCCCCUGGUGGUCUGUCCAGGAAUCAGCCAGUUGUGCUGAACUGUGAGAUAUCGCAGGUGAUUGGCACUGAGACCCUGGCCUGGCUCCGGAUGAAGGGGGGCAGGGGGGAGCUCGUGAACCUGAGUCAGCCCAGCCUGAGGAGUGACCAGAGCAGCAAAGCCCUGCAGGACCAAUGCAGUGGUGAGCCUCCCUCCAACCUAAAGGGCCACAGCCUGCAGCUGACUCACUGA
Conger conger (European conger) is the source of this 1260-nucleotide messenger RNA. RefSeq lists its product as uncharacterized. The record is from RefSeq and is a predicted model, not a curated record. Gene Ontology annotation, biological process: T cell activation; interleukin-15-mediated signaling pathway; positive regulation of ERK1 and ERK2 cascade. Gene Ontology annotation, molecular function: MHC class II protein binding; protein tyrosine kinase binding. Gene Ontology annotation, cellular component: membrane raft; external side of plasma membrane. The coding region runs from base 49 to 1260 and encodes 403 amino acids. The transcript is spliced from 7 exons. Lineage: Eukaryota; Metazoa; Chordata; Actinopteri; Anguilliformes; Congridae.